UACGAGCGAGUAGUAUGGAGAAGUGUCACAACAGUAAGAGACAAAUUCCCGGUGGCUUGCAAGGUGUUUGGUUCCAGAAUUUCGGUUUCGGUUUUGUUUUUGAGACAUGUAGGACAAAUCUUUCACCUAAUUUGCAUUACCAUCGUCAUGUAAUUCCAAGCCAACAAUUUCUUCACUUUUUCAUGUGGAAGAAUUUGGAGGGAGAUCUGAUCACUCAGCAAAUACAAUAUCUUCAUCAUCAUGGCAGUUGAAUUUCAAGCAGAAACAAUGCAAAAGUACUGUGGAGCACCUGUGAGAUGCCUUCAAAAUAAGGUAUAUCCGUACAACUUGCAAUAUAGUGGGAAUCAUGUGGAAGGGUUGUCAGAGCCUAAAGAUGGAAUAAACAGCAAUUCAGGAGGUGGUUUCAUGCAUCAUGACAGCUCAUUCAGCAGUAUGUCUUUCAUAGUCCCCAAUGGUAGUUAUUAUAGACCAGGGAACCAACAAGAGUAUUAUGCUUGGUUAGCUUUUCAGCAUGACAUACAUAAGGCACAACAGAAUCACUUUCAUGCACUUGAAGGCCAUUUCCAUCCUGUGAAUAGCGCAUGUUAUUUUCAUAUGAACAAUCAAUUUCAGUAUGUGCCCUUCCAAGAGUUUCAAUAUUUCAUUGUCAUAGAUUUUGAGGCAACAUGUGAUAAAGAGAGGAAUCCCCAUCCACAGGAGAUUAUUGAGUUCCCAUCUGUAAUAGUGAAUAGUUCAACUGGUCAACUUGAAGAUUAUUUUCAAAUAUAUGUGCGGCCUACAUACAAUCAACACCUGAGUGAUUUCUGCAAGGAGCUCACUGGUAUUCAGCAGACCCAGGUGGAUAAAGGUGUUCUUCUAAGUGAAGCAUUACUUCUUCAUGAUCAAUGGCUUGAAGAUAAGGGGAUCAAGCAAACCAACUUUGCUGUUGUAACAUGGUCGAACUGGGAUUGUCGAGUAAUACUGGAAUCUGAAUGCCGAUUUAAAAGGAUCCGGAAACCACCAUACUUCAACAGAUGGAUCAACUUGAAGGUUCCAUUCCAUGAGGUUUUUGGUGGGGUGAAGUGCAACCUUAAAGAGGCUGUUGAGCUAGCUGGCUUGGUAUGGGAAGGCCGUGCUCACUGUGGGUUAGAUGAUGCUAAGAACACUGCCUGUCUGCUUGCCCAUCUCAUGCAUCGUGGAUUUAGGUUUACCAUAACAAACUCACUAGUUUGGCAGUCAGUAGAGCAUCCAUUAACAAUGCAGCCAUUUCUGGAUCGCCAAUCUAGCUCCACCCAGCAACCCUACAGGACAAAGCACCAUCAUUCACUGCCCUUUGUCCAGUUCCAUCCUGUACAAGCUGUUCCCAACAAAGAUCACUGUAUGUACUGCUUUUGUGGAGUUAAAACAAGUAGGCAAAUGAUCAGAAAACCUGGACCAAAACAGGGCAGUUUCUUUUUCGGGUGUGGUAAUUGGACUGCCACCAGAGGCGCCCUCUGCCCUAUUUCGAAUGGGCUACACCCUGAAUUAUGCAGAAGGAUCUCCGUCAUUUUUACUUAUUUCAGAAGUAUCAAAUACCAUUAUCUAAAAGAAAAAGAAACGUAAGAGAGAGAGGUCUCCUGUAAGAACUUCUUAACCAUGGCUGCUACUGAUGCGUCUUCUUUUAGCAAAUUGUGUGGCCAAGGUGUCGUCUCUGUUCACUACUGCCUCUUAAGAAGUCCAGCAGGGAAGUGUGGGGAAACCCUUCCAAACCCACAUGUAAAAAUGACUUCUUGUUUAUAUCUGAGAGUGAAACAUUGAGAUAGGAAAAGGCUUUACAUAGGAGAUCAUGCUUUUACCAUUAAAAAAACAUGGCUGACAAGUGUUCUAAAUAAUUUUAUGAUACAGAUUAAACAACUUCCUUUGUUA
Mangifera indica (mango) is the source of this 1884-nucleotide messenger RNA. RefSeq names its product ERI1 exoribonuclease 2-like. NCBI's taxonomy places the organism in Eukaryota, Viridiplantae, Streptophyta, Magnoliopsida, Sapindales, Anacardiaceae. The coding region runs from base 241 to 1581 and encodes 446 amino acids. Gene Ontology annotation, molecular function: 3'-5'-RNA exonuclease activity; nucleic acid binding. The record is from RefSeq and is a predicted model, not a curated record. Gene Ontology annotation, biological process: exonucleolytic trimming to generate mature 3'-end of 5.8S rRNA from tricistronic rRNA transcript (SSU-rRNA, 5.8S rRNA, LSU-rRNA). The transcript has 5 exons.